UGAAGUUGAUGGGUCAGUCCAAAUGGGUUUAAGCUUUAGGCUUCAAGAAUGGUAUCGCCAUAAUUUCUUGGUUGGUUGAUUGAGACUUCAAUUUAAUAUCAUGUAUUCCAAUUGUUUACUUCAACUCUACUCUGGUAAAUUUCUCCGAAGUUUCUCGCUCGCUUCCCUCCUAAUUUCUUCCUUCUCUUUCCAAUCACUGAACUUAACUACCAAUUCCAUAUCAAACCGAUAAAGCCCUAGAUCAGUGCAGGAACUUCAGCUUUCAAGGUUUCGCCAAGUUUCUCCCAUGGCCGGAAUGCUUCCAGGUGUAGAGUGUGCUCGAAGAAGACGGUUACAUCAAACCAAAGCAUGCUCGGAUUCACCGCCCAUCGUCGCCACUCGGACCUUAACCAGGAAAUCCGUUCUCUGCUUGUACACAAGCAACCACGAAACGCUCCUCGCUUCAAAUCCCUCUCUGCAAGGAAGCCUGCUAGUCGAGGCACAAGAAAACGAUAAUCUGGACGGAAUCGCGAGAGAGGCGAAGAGGAGAUUGGACGAGCGAUUGAGGAAAUCAGAGGAUAAAAGAGGGAUAGCGACGAGAAAGUUCAGUUGGACGAAUUGGAUCGCCGGCGAGCAAAACAAUUGUGGUCAGUGCUGGUGAUGAAGACAACUUCAUUCCAGUGGCUCCUUCUUCUUCUUCUUCCGCACAGUGCUUGUUUUUAUUUAUUCAACACAGGAUGGGAUGAUAGCUUUUUUUAUUUAGAACUGCUCGUAAUUUCCUCCAGAUUUUUCGUUAACUCGUGACGAAAAACAUUUGUCAAUAUGUUUUCUGAUGUAUGAGAUGUUAGAAUACAGAGAUGUUUUUGGUUUAUCUGAAUGAUUCUGCUUA
Messenger RNA from Cucurbita moschata (crookneck pumpkin), 868 nucleotides. RefSeq lists its product as uncharacterized. NCBI's taxonomy places the organism in Eukaryota, Viridiplantae, Streptophyta, Magnoliopsida, Cucurbitales, Cucurbitaceae. The record is from RefSeq and is a predicted model, not a curated record. The transcript is spliced from 3 exons. Bases 287 to 640 code for a protein of 117 amino acids.